This is a messenger RNA of Dioscorea cayenensis subsp. rotundata (Guinea yam), 2048 nucleotides long. RefSeq lists its product as uncharacterized. Bases 48 to 2048 code for a protein of 666 amino acids. The transcript has 13 exons. Gene Ontology annotation, biological process: tRNA methylation. NCBI's taxonomy places the organism in Eukaryota, Viridiplantae, Streptophyta, Magnoliopsida, Dioscoreales, Dioscoreaceae. The record is from RefSeq and is a predicted model, not a curated record. Gene Ontology annotation, molecular function: tRNA (guanine) methyltransferase activity.
CCCGCGCCUUCCGUCUUGUUCAGGUUUAGGGUUUUUCGGAGUCAAGAAUGGAGGACGCCGUUGCGUCGCUGACGAAGAGCUUGGCCCUCGUCCCGCCGGCUGCCGUUCCGGCGAUCGUAGAUUGCGUCAUCGCGUCCUCCUGCUUCGAGCCUUCCCUUCUCUUCUCCUCCCUCGUUCGGACCAUCCCUGAUCCCGCCGAGGUUUUUGAAUCGAACUGCAUUCUAUCUCAUGCGGUUGCACUUGGCCAUCUGAUUAAGCUCACUCCAAGCAAUGAUGCUAUGGAGCUAUUUAUCUGGAAAGUGUUUGUUCCAAUGGUCAAAUCUGUGGAACCGAAUGAUACUGAGUCGAUUAACCAGGGUUUGGGAUUAUUCUGUGAUGUUGUGCUGAAGACUCAUUCUUGGGAGCUUAUAGGGACAAUUCUGUUGCCAUUCUGCCUGGAAUCACUUGUUAAAAACCUGGGUUUGAUUUGCAAUGAGGAGCUGACCAUCUAUCGUUGGAGCAUUGAGGAUGGAUUUGAGCAAAAACCAACUGGAAUUACAAGAGGAAGUUUACCAUUACUGAUCUCAUGUCGAAUCUUGAUUUCAUUGCUGAAUUCUGCAUUGGAGAGUGAGCGUGAAACUCAUAGCUCAGAGCGGAAAGUAGUAGAUGGGUUUGGUGACUCCGGACGUUUCAGUCAUAAUCUCUUGUGGGACUUGUCGAAUAUGGUGAUUGAAAUACUCACACAGAGUACAGAGCACCAGUCUUGUGUUAUUCGGCUUAUCCUUCCACAUAUACUCAGAUCAUUUUGUGAUUUUGCUUUGGUAAGGGUGAUGGUUAAUGGGUCAGCAUGCACGCUAUCCAGGAUUUCUUUCUUGAAGAAAAUUUGGGCAUGUUGCGUAUGCUUGUUCUCUCUUGGACAUGAAGAGAGAAUUGAUGCCUAUAAUAUACUCUCCAUGUGUUUCUCUUCAUUUAAGGUCAUUAAUGGGUGUGGAAGUACAUCAGAAGGUGAGUUAAGUGAAAAAUAUGAUUUGAGCAAUGAGAAGGAAUUUUGGAAGGAGAUACGUAGAGGACUGGUUGAUAAGGAUCCAUUUUUGAGGAAGCAGGCUUUGUAUGUUUUGAAAGUUUCACUUUGCAAUUGUUAUGAUUCCGUUGGAAACAAGGAUGAUGAAUAUUGCUCUAGUGCCUCAAGAUUCACUGUAGAUUCAAAGAAUGGCCACGCCAUCUCUAGCAAUGUAACUCAUGCACAGACCAAGAGAGGAAAGUGGGCAGAUAAAGAAGCAAAGUCCAUGGGUGUUGGAGAAGUUUGCCAUUUGGGUGCGAAUGGUUUGAGUAGCCAGGAAAGAUGGACAGUCUUCAUAUUACUGUAUGAGAUGCUUGAGGAGUAUGGCACUCAUCUAGUUGAGGCAGCAUGGAUGCACCAGGUAUCCUUAUUUUUGGAAUCUGGGCCAUUCAGUACAUGUAUGAUUGCAACUACCUGUGCUGUUCAUCAAGUACAAAUGGACACUUUAGAUGGAAUUUUUAACUGGUUGUCAGUUCUGUGGGAGCGUGGCCUUUUUCAUGAAAAUCCUCAAGUUCGCUGCUUAAUUAUGGAUUCUUUCUUGAGCAUUUCUAUGGGACAAGAUGCAGAUUAUGCACAAAAAGUGCCCAGAAGCUUUGUUUUUAGGGAAAGAAAUUUCGAGAUCGUGAAUCAAGGCCAAGGCCUUGAAGGUUUGUUUAUCGAUAAUGUUGAGACUAAUGUUUCUUUGCUACUUUACAGAGCGAAAAGAAAUUUUUGGCAUCGUGGAAUCAAGGACAAAGGCCUUGAAGGGCGAAAGAAAUUUCAGGAUCAGGAAUUAAGGCCAAAGGCCUUGAAGGGGAAAGAAAUUUCGGUGAUCGCGGAAUCAAGGUCAAGGCCUGAAGCGAAAAGAAAUUUUUGGCAUCGUGAAUCAAGGACAAAAGGCCUCGAAGGUUUGUUCAUCGAGAAUGUUGAGAUUAAUGUUUCUUUGCUACUUUUACAGGCUAAAGAAAUUUUUGGUAUCGUGGAAUCAAGGCCAAAGGCCUUGAAGCGAAAGAAAUUUCGGUAUCAGUGA